AUGGAAAUUACAUGGUUCACGGAGAGUAACGCUAAGAUUGUUUUCAAGCAGCUGAUAGGAAUAGUCGAGUCAUGUCAUGAUAGAGGUGUUAUGCAUCGAGAUAUCAAACUGGAAAAUAUUUUUUUGUUCACGGAAGAAAAUGAUCAAUGUCCAGAUAUUAGGUUAGGGAACUUUGGUUUUGCGACAUAUAUUAAACCGGCUGAAAAGCUGCAUAAGGCUUGUGGGAGUUUAUAUUACAUAGCUCCUGAAAUGCUGGAUCGGAAUCCUGUUUACGACCAGGCAGUGGAUGUAUGGAGUGCAGGUGUUGUUCUUUUUAGUUUUCUUAGUGGAAAUCCGUCGUUUGAUGGAGAGACCGAUUCACAUAUAAUAAAUAAUAUCAAGGAUGGUGCUUUUUGUUUCGAUGUUUUUGAAUGGGCCAAUAUAUCUGAGUUAGCUAAAGAUAUGAUCAGUGGAAUGCUCUAUAAAGAUCCUGCAAAGCGACUCACUGCAACUAAGGUAUUGAAUCACCCUUGGAUGAAGUAG
Papaver somniferum (opium poppy) is the source of this 522-nucleotide messenger RNA. RefSeq names its product calcium-dependent protein kinase 29-like. The transcript has a single exon. Gene Ontology annotation, cellular component: nucleus; cytoplasm. The coding region runs from base 1 to 522 and encodes 173 amino acids. Gene Ontology annotation, biological process: peptidyl-serine phosphorylation; protein autophosphorylation; intracellular signal transduction. Lineage: Eukaryota; Viridiplantae; Streptophyta; Magnoliopsida; Ranunculales; Papaveraceae. Gene Ontology annotation, molecular function: ATP binding; calcium/calmodulin-dependent protein kinase activity; calcium-dependent protein serine/threonine kinase activity. The record is from RefSeq and is a predicted model, not a curated record.